CGGCAGCUUUCGGAACCAAGGGCAGAGAACCAGCAUUGACAUCAACUUUCACUUUGACAACGGUUUGUUUUCUGCUAAGAAAAUGGCUUUCCAGAGGUCUAUUUCAGUUGAUUUUGAACUAUGUGGAAAUGUUCAAGGUGUUGCAAUGAAACCUUACACCUAUGCAGCAGCUAACAAAUUGGGAGUUGUUGGGAACAUGAUGAAUACAGAGAAGGGGACCAUCAGAGGCACACUACAGGGGAACAGGGGUCAAGUCGAGAGCAUGAAAAAAUUCCUGGUUUGCAGUGGUAGUCCAUAUUCCUCUGUCACCAAAGCAAACUUCUACAAUGAACACGAGGUUGUGAAUCGAGAGUUCUCCAAAUUCACCAUUGAUCCUACUGACUGGUAGACAUCACGGACAACAGAAGCUGAUCUAGACUGCACAUGCUAUUGUUUGGAGUGACAUUUUCACAAAUAGUCUUUCACAAUUUUUUUGUUAAUAUUUAUAUUUUUAUACGUUAUCAGUAUUAUAUACAU
This is a messenger RNA of Saccostrea cuccullata (small rock oyster), 516 nucleotides long. Its product is annotated as acylphosphatase-1-like. The record is from RefSeq and is a predicted model, not a curated record. Bases 83 to 388 code for a protein of 101 amino acids. NCBI's taxonomy places the organism in Eukaryota, Metazoa, Mollusca, Bivalvia, Ostreida, Ostreidae. Gene Ontology annotation, molecular function: acylphosphatase activity. The transcript has 4 exons.